GUGUUUAAAAAUGUAUCUCUGUCUGUGGUGUUUGUUCACUUCAUGAGCAGCCGACUCUAAUUUUUUUGGAAUUAGAACUUGAAUUAUUUGCAUUAUUACAUUAGAAAGAAUGGCCGGCUCAUUAAGUGAGGCAGCGAAGGCCCUUGUGGACGAAUUUAAGCGAAACCGACUAACCGAACUGGGCCUUGAAGUUGUAGAGUCCAUGGCCUCGCAAUUCCAAACGGAUCUUGAUACCGAAGUGGAUGUUCGAAAUGAACUGCGGACCGUGUCACGAGCGCUUGAAAAAGCAACCAAACGUGUUCUCCACAUCCUCCAACGCAUUCAUUUGGAGGCUGAAUCUGAUGAAAAGACUACUAAACUUGGGGAGACAGGGAUGGACCUAAUAAUUAAGGACGUAGCUCCUAUCCUCGCACAGAUAGGGGAAAAAUUGCCACCCAGCGAGUACUAUAAAUACGCCGACUUCUUCCGAUUCAAUGUCAUCAAGAGUGUAUUUGCCAUCGGACUUUCUAAAUUUCUUCUGGACGGCUCAUUUGCUACCGUCCAGUUUGUAGCGUCAAUUCUACAAAUUCCCACUGCUGAGACACGUAAAAGUGGAGGCAUUUUUCUCGAGUGGGAGGAAUAUUUGGAGGGUAUGAUUGACGUUGGACAAGAAUUAGCCCGUCUUGCAAAAAACUGUGUUAUAUUAGACAAUUACGGUCUGGUUGCGAAGAUUCACAGCUAUAUUUCCACUCUCACCUUCGGCUUCAGUGGUAUGAACUUUAAGAACGACGGACUACGAAGAAGAUUCGAUUCCUUGAAAUAUGACUCGAGGGCCAUUGAAGAAGUUGUGUACGAUUUGAAAAUGCAAAAAAGUGCUGCCAAAAGCAACUCUUAGGACAUUAUGAGUUAGUUCGAAUAACAUGCUCCGCAAGUAUUUAAUACCCAUUAUUGUUUUCCAUUACAUUUGCACAUAAUUUUUUAUUAAAUUGAGAAGUUGUGAAGAUUCAAAAUUA
This is a messenger RNA of Folsomia candida, 992 nucleotides long. Its product is annotated as translin. Gene Ontology annotation, molecular function: sequence-specific DNA binding; RNA binding; single-stranded DNA binding. Gene Ontology annotation, biological process: RNA metabolic process. Bases 110 to 874 code for a protein of 254 amino acids. The transcript has 7 exons. NCBI's taxonomy places the organism in Eukaryota, Metazoa, Arthropoda, Collembola, Entomobryomorpha, Isotomidae. Gene Ontology annotation, cellular component: nucleus; cytoplasm. The record is from RefSeq and is a predicted model, not a curated record.